AUGAAGUGGACUUUGGCUAUUUUACUACUCUACUUGAUCCACAAUAUUAAGUGCGAGCAAUCCUAUGUGGUUAGCAAUGAAAAACUGGAACCCUUUGAGGGCGAUUCCGAAACCUUGGUGAUCUUCAGUGGCCUGAAAACUGUCGGUCGGGAGAGGGCCCUUAAUGGAUCCUUUAAGUUCCUGGGUGAAAUGAACAAUGAUGACUUUAAGGUUUCGGUGGAACUCUAUUCCAGUCCCAAUGGCGAUGGUGACUUUAAACGAAUGGUCAUGGAUGUUCCUCCUACGAGCAUUUGCGAAUGUUUCAAAAAGUUCUAUGUCCAAUUCGUUCAACCUUCGUUGAAAAGUGGAGAGACUACUAAUUUCCCAAUGGUCGAUGAGGAUACCUGCCCCAUUCCCGAAGGUGAUUUCUAUAUUAAAAAUAUUCUCUUCAAUACCGAAGAUUGGCCGCAGCAGGUGCCACGGGGUAUUGUCAAGGCAAUCAUUACGUUUUUUAACGCUGGCAAAAAUGUUGGAGGCUUGAUAGUGGUUGUCAAAAUUGACGAUCGACAAAGUUAAAAAGUACUUAAAAGUUGGAUUUUGAUCUUCUGAUUGUAGAAGAAAAAAAAAUGUGAAGAUGAGUACAAACAUUGAAGAGAUCUAGAGAGAGAGUAGAUGAGUUUACCUUAUAUAUAACCCCUUUAUAUAA
This is a messenger RNA of Drosophila serrata, 685 nucleotides long. RefSeq names its product Chemosensory protein A 75a (gene CheA75a). The record is from RefSeq and is a predicted model, not a curated record. NCBI's taxonomy places the organism in Eukaryota, Metazoa, Arthropoda, Insecta, Diptera, Drosophilidae.